This is a messenger RNA of Xyrichtys novacula (pearly razorfish), 3287 nucleotides long. NCBI's taxonomy places the organism in Eukaryota, Metazoa, Chordata, Actinopteri, Labriformes, Labridae. The record is from the annotation of a GenBank genome assembly.
GCAGGCGCACUGGACUGUUCACAUAACGAACGUUAGGUGGCAAUCUCGGUGUGACGGGUGUUUUUAUAAUAAGCUCUACCUUGUUAAUGCUAUCAGAAGUUGGAAGGGUAAAUACAGGAAGGGCGAGUAUUUAGAAGAGUGAAAGCAAUAAUGACACAAAAGAAAUAAAUACGAGUUUUCUUCUCUCUCGUUAGGUCCUACAGCUACCGAGCAGCUGUUUCCUGGGGAGUUUUGUUGUGAGCGCAACCCGUGUGCGUCGCGAUAUUUGUCCGAGUGUGAGGUGUAGAGAGUUUUGUUUAUAAAAUGGAUGAAUUUAAAGCCUGUAACCUCGAUUACUUUCCUGAAAACAUUUUGAUCGACGUGCUGUCAUAUCUAAGCGUACGAGAGCUCGUCAGAGCCGGAAGGUAAGGGAAGCUUCUCUCCCCAUUGUGGAACUAAAGUCAGAGUCAACUGUCUUUGUUGUGUCUCCUCUGAGGUGUGUUUGUUGUUUUUCUGUUUUAAGAGUGUGCCAUAGAUGGAAACGUCUCGUUAAAGACCAAAGGCUGUGGAGACAUGUCGACCUAACAGCAUGGAAAGGGGUAAGAUUUGAUCGGAUGUCUUUUCUUGUACAGUGUUGCCUCUAUCCAAAACAAAUGUAGAAACACAAGAGGAUCAAUAUUCAUAUCUGACUUGUAAAAUCUUGUGUAUUCCUGAAUUCUUGGCCAUUUGCCAGGCGAUGGAAACAGUUGUUAAAGUAUUGAAAGAUGCUCUUUAAUUGAAAACAAUCCCUAUGUGUGCAAAAAAAAAAAGGAGAUGUACUUCAAAGCUUUCACCAUUUCCCACCAGACUUACCUCCACAUGUUUGUUUGACUGACACAUUUCCUUCACCUUUCUCCCCAACCUUCAACAUACAUGUCAUGGACUCUAAAUGGUGCGUUAGGUGACAUCCCGCAUUCUUUGGCUCCUGCUGCGUCAGUACCUCGGUUGUGGACUAAGAUGCCUACGGUUGCGUGGUUUGCUGCUCUCUGCCAGAGGAGGAACCUUCCUCUCUGAGUCCUGGCUCAAAGCUUUGUCCACAAAGUGCCCUCGCCUGAGUAAGCUCUACCUUCUGCAUGCAGACCUUAGAAGCUUGCCCAGUUGCCAAAUCCUACCUCCGUCCCUGCAGGUGCUUGAGCUGCGUGGGUGUGAGUUACCCAGAGAGUUUUUUAACCAAACCCCUGCUUCUCCAACCCAAGCCACAUCUAGUGUUGGUGUUCAACAACAGAGAAAAGAUAAGAAAGGAAAAGGGCUUCGCUCUCCAUCAGGGAUUGGUAUCGAGAGGUUGGUCCUUAACAAUGUGCCCUCUUUCACGGACCAGCAUCUGCAGAGUCUUGCAUCCUGGCAAAGGCUCAGUCGAUUGGAGUUGAAAGAUGCCUUUCGUGUGACUGCCAAUGGGCUCAGGAGCUGUGCUGCCAAGGAUGGUGCCCAUGGUGUGGAAGGGCUUUCAGGUCUUAAGUUUCUGGAGAUCGGUAUCACUGGGCGACAAGGCUACCAAUUACAGAUGGCCUCCCUUGGGUUGGGAGCAGGAUGGCUUGGGUUGGAGGAGCUCAGUCUGGGUGGUAAGGAGGUAGGGCCAGGCUUGCUCUGUGCCAGCCGCCUGAAGGACCUGAAGGGUCUUUGCCUCUGGGCCUGCACACUCAGUGAGAUGCAGAUAGUGCGGAGCUGCAGGAUGCUCCGUGGACUUCGUCGGUUGGAGUUCUUGGAUGUUGUUUUCCAGCCUCGAUUGUGUCCACCAGCAGCAGAUGGAGAGGAUGGUGAUGGUGGGGAAGAGCAGAACAGUGAGGAGGCUGCAGGUGAAGAUAACAGCAACAAUGAGAACAAAGCGCUAGAUAUGAAUGAUCCUAUUCCAAGUUUGCGCCGCUCACUGGCUGUCCUUCUACCAUCCUGCUCACUAGUUUUCACUAACUGCACAGUCCAAAACAAUACAGAUUAAUGUGCACUGAUACAAUUUGAUAAUUUCACUAGAAACAUUACAGAAGUAGAAUAAUUAAUAGUUAUAUUUUUUUAUUCUCUCAAGCAUAUAACUUGAAAAAUAAAUCACAAGUUUGAAGGAUCAAACUGUAGUGUGUGGCAUGCACCAAAAAAUACUCCAACAAUAAUUGUCUCAGGAUUUUUCCUGUUAAAGACUCUGGUAACAUCUUGAAUCGCAAGGCGAUUGCCAAUCUACUGCAGAGCUGCCUGGUAUCUUUGCUUUCAGGAAAUUAAUGUUGAAUAUUAUUCAGUGUCAGUCCAUAGUUAUAUUUUAGUCUUUAAUUUUUGUAAUGAUAGGAUAACUUUGCAUCAUUUUUCUUCAAACUUGAAUAAUAACCGACUUUUAUAGAGCUUCAUUGUGCUAUAGAACGUUACUGUAAAGUAUCUCACAAAACAACCAGACCACAAUGUUAUGAUGUUGAACCAGGGAAAUUAAUGACAACUUAUGUUGUCAACAUUUUAGGAUAAAAAAUACUGUGUAUAGUUCAUUGGUUGACGAUAUACAGUGUCAUAACAUAGAACUGCGUUGUCGAGUGAUUUCAGUGUGGCUCACAGUUUCACUUUCACUCUGUGUAAAAUCAAAGCUUGGCAUAUCCGGAAAAAAACAAUCAAAAUAUGUAACAGAUUGGUAGUGCAAAAGAAAAUAUGCAACUUUCAGCACUGAAAUACAGUAAAACAAGAUGUCAACGACAAAGAUAGAGAAUUGGGGCACACUGCUGGCAAUAAUCCACCUGUUUCCUGUUUCUUCACUUGUUUUCAACAAUGAACGCAUUCAGGACAUGUUUCUGUCAGGAGCAGGUGUUUGCUUUGGUGAUAAAGAGAAACAGAGAGAAUUUAAAUUGAUUAUCGUCAAGUUUCAAUUUCCUGUUUUUGUCCAAGGUAAUUUUAAAAAAAGAUAUUUAAUAAGAAACAUGUCUAUUAUUGUGUUUGUCUAUUGAUGAAGAAAAAAGCAACAACAGGAGGUCUGUGUUCUUCAGAUGAAUUGUAUUGCAUUACAACCAGCCAUUGAAAAGGGUUUAAAACUGUGAAUUAGAAAUGGUUUUCAUUAAAUAUAUUUUGAACAAUAAAAGUUUUGGAGUAUCUAUUGGCUUUUGUAAUUUCUCAGUUGAUUUGAAAAGAUGAAUGAUGAUUAAAACUUUUAUUUUAUUCUUAUGAUCUAAGUUUUAUUAAUCAUGUGUUAUGCUGCCAUUUCCUGUUUAUUUUUCACUUUUAUUUUAUUUGACUUUUUUUCUUAUUUUAAUCACUCUGUGACUUGUUUUUGAAAAGAGUUAUAUAAAUAAAACAACUGUUGCUAAAAA